This is a messenger RNA of Mya arenaria, 7495 nucleotides long. RefSeq names its product dedicator of cytokinesis protein 7-like. The record is from RefSeq and is a predicted model, not a curated record. Gene Ontology annotation, molecular function: guanyl-nucleotide exchange factor activity. The transcript is spliced from 49 exons. The coding region runs from base 80 to 6613 and encodes 2177 amino acids. Gene Ontology annotation, biological process: positive regulation of GTPase activity; small GTPase-mediated signal transduction. NCBI's taxonomy places the organism in Eukaryota, Metazoa, Mollusca, Bivalvia, Myida, Myidae.
GCGUAGCCGAUCAUCAAAAGCAAGCAAAAAACCGGAAAUGAUUUUGCUCUAAUCAGAAUAUUAUUUACCUAUUUUCGGAAUGUCUGGAAGUGGACAAAGAGCUUUUGCACAAAAAUUAAAUAAACAAGGAAAUGCAGCAGAAGUGAGAAAGCAGAUAUCAUCUACCAUUUACAAUGAUUUACCUCGCAGUGUUAGUGGAGUGAAUUUAACAGAGCUGUCAGGCAGUGUUGACGUGUCAGAGCCCCCGGACUUUGAGGAGUUUGUAGUACAGAACCAGUCAUUGGUUGACAGGGAUCCCUACCGUGACCGCCUCCUCUACCCUGAUGAUGAUGACAUCGAGGUUCUCUCACUUCCCAAACGUUGCAGAACUGUCACACAUAUUGUGCCAGAAAUCGGGAGUGAUGUUGACCCACAUGUGUUUGACUGUGUCAGAAGAUACACAGCAGAUUACACCAUAGUCAGCCGCAGAUACCAACAGUACACAAAUGGCAAGCAUGUGACGGACCGGGAGUGCCUGGUACAGCAGGAGUAUGAGGUGGACAUGGAUGACACCACUGACCAGGACAAGGACCCACCAAACAAGCGUCAGUCCAUCCACAUGAGUGAGACCCCACGUGGGAGUUGGGCCAGCAGCAUAUUUGACCUGAAGCAGUCGCAGGCCGAUGCCCAGCUACCCAACCUGUUUGACCGUGUAACGCACGAGGAGGUGGACCGCAACAAUGAGAUACAGCGACAACAGAACCGCCAGGACACACUCUUCUCUUUGUAUCCUCAACAGGAGGAGGAGGAGCAGAUAGAGAAGCGUGCGUUUGUGAUGGCCCCAACGGAGCACUUCGGGCAUCGCAUCAUUGUCAAGUGUCUCCAACUCAAACUGGAGCUGGAAGUGGAGCCUAUAUUUGCCUCAAUGGCCUUGUAUGAUGCGAAAGAGAGGAAAAAGAUAUCGGAGAAUUUUUACUUUGACCUGAACUCUGAUAGUAUGCGUCGUAUGGUGAGCAUGCACUUGCCGUUCUCUGACCCGUCCACAACGAGCAAGGCCGCCAUCUUCAGCAUCACCUAUCCAUCCCCUGAUGUCUUCCUGGUGGUUAAGCUGGAGAAGGUCCUACAACAAGGAGACAUAUCAGAGUGUGCCGAUCCAUACAUUAAAGAAGAGAAGAACAAGGAGGAAAAGUAUCGGUCCAAUGCCGCCCAGUUCUGUGAGCGACUGGGCAAGUACCGAAUGCCAUUUGCCUGGACAGCUAUAUACCUGAUGAACAUUGUAAAUGGGGCUCACAGCCAUGAGAGGGAAACCUCGGUGGACUCCAUCCGGUCAGAGUCGGAGAUGACCCGGGCAGCCAGUCUGGAUCGAAGGAGUGGCUUGCCCCCUGGUCAGUAUGACAGUUUCCGGAAGCGUCCAAAGGAUGACAUAUUGGCAAGUCGAGCGUACAGCACGGAGCGUGGGAGGUCUGGGUAUGAGAAGCGCCGUAGCUGGUCACCAGAAGACUAUGGCAGCAAUCUUGGCAACUUCCGGCCUGUCACCCUCACAGUCUCCAGCUUCUUCAAGCAGGAAGGAGACAAGUUAAGUGAUGAGGACCUGUAUAAGUACCUGAUUGACAUCAAACGACCAUCUAACGUCCUCAAGAGGGUCAAAUGUAUCCCAGGAAGCCUGAAGCUUGAUAUCUCCCCCUGCCCUGAGGAGCCCCGCCAAGUAUUGACCUCUGACCUGUGGAAGGUGGAGCCGUAUCCGGAGGACCGCAACAAGCCAAUAAAGGAAGUGCUGGAGUUCCCCACACAUGAGGUCUUCUCCAUGGCUACCACCUACAGGAACCUGCUAUAUGUGUGCCCAAGUAGCCUGAACUUUGCCAACCGGCAGGGUUCUGCCCGGAACAUUGCGGUCAAGGUGCAGCUGAUGUGUGGAGAGGAUGAGGGCUGUGCCAUUCCUGCCAUAUUUGGGAAGUCCAGUUGCCCAGAGAUGUCAAAGGAGGCCUAUACAUCUGUUACUUAUCAUAACAAGUCCCCGGACUUCUACGAGGAGGUGAAGAUUCGGCUGCCUGGCUCCAUCACAGAGGCACACCACAUACUGUUCACGUUUUACCAUAUUAGCUGCCAGGCAAAAAAGGGAGAACCCACACCUGUAGAGACUCCCGUGGGAUAUGCGUGGCUGCCUCUGUUGAAGGAAGGGAGACUGAAUAUGGGAGACAUGUACCUGCCUGUUUCCGUGGAGAGACUCCCACAAAACUACUCAAUGCUCUUUCCAGAUAUCCACACCCUUCCUGGUAUGAAGUGGGUUGAUAACCAUAAGGGAGUGUUCCAUGUCCAGCUACAAGCUGUCUCCACUAUACACACACAGGAUGAGAGGCUAGACCGGUUCCUGUCACUCUGUCGAAUGGCCCAGGAGCAGAAGCUGCCUGCCCGCAAGUCUGAGGCCCAGUUUGAGAGUGAGCUGAAGCAAUCCCUUGCUCAGCUGAUCCAUGCCAGGGGAGAGAACCUUGUACAGUUCCUCUCGCUCAUCCUUGACAAGCUCAUCCUCCUCAUGAUCAGACCUCCAAUCAUCAGCGGUCAGAUUGUGAACACGGGCCAGCCAGCGUUUGAUGCGAUGGCCCAGAUUGUUCAGAAGGUUCAGGACAUGUUGGAGGACAAGAAUGACAGUAAUGGUCGCAACUCUGUCCUUGCUGCGUAUAUACAAUACUCCUGUACCCUCCCUCAUCCAGGACCUGGUCUAGCUAGUCAGAUGUCGGUGGGUAGCGGAUACAAUACUAUGGGUCGCCCGUCCACCCUGCCUAUAGGAACAGGCGGCUACCAGCGCUCCACCAGCAACCCAGACCUCACCACCCCCACCACUCCAGAGGCGGAAAUGUCUGGCUUCUUCAGCAACAGGACAGGCAGUAUGAGGACAGAUGACUUCCCUUAUGCUGUGGGGCGCCCCAGGAAUAAAAAGCUGGUGCAUGAGGAGUUUGCCCUACAGUGGGUGGUGCUGAGUGGAACAACACGGGAGACGGCCCUAGCUAACGCCUGGUUCUUCUUCGAAAUCAUGAUAAAAAGCAUGGCUGAGCACCUGUCUAAGACUGACAGUCUGUGUGCCCCACGGCAGAUGAGGUUCCCAUCCCACUUCAUAGAUGAUGUACAGUCCCUCGUAUACAUGCUUAUCAAGGACAUUGUAGAAAGAUAUGUCAAGGACCCUCCAAUGAUUCGGAGCCUGAACACGAGCCUGGCCUUUUUCCUGCAGGAUCUGCUCUCCUACAUGGACCGUGGAUUCGUCUUUCAGCUAAUCAAACACUUCACACUCGAGGUCAACCUAAAGAUCAAGUCACUGACAGAUGCCACCAGUCUGCGUCUGCUUCACCUGGACUUCCUGCGUAUAGUUUGUGCUCACGAGCACUUCUUCACGCUGAACCUGCCAUUUGGAACACCUCUGACUCCAUCCACUAACAGCAGUAGCCCGACCCCAAGCAUAGCGAGCAUUACGUCCCAGGAUUCCCAGUCUUCGUACACCUCGACCAGCACAAUCACGAACAAGGGCGUGUUUUACGAGCUGACCCCUGAGUUUCAGUCACAACACUAUCUGGUCGGCCUCGUUCUGAAAGACCUUGCAUUGGCUCUUGAUACCAAUAAUCCCACACUGCACCACAAGUCAAUCAACGUAGUUCAGUACUUGCUCCACAACCACGAUGUAGACGUCCGCUACACUGACCUGGAGAUGAAGGCUCGCCUAGCUGCCCUCUACCUGCCCCUCAUAGGCAUUGUCAUCAAGGCUCUGCCACAGCUGUAUGACCCUAACACUGAGGGCCGUUACCGUAACGACGAAGAAAUGGACACCAUCAACCAGCGUGUUGCCAUGGCCAUCGCUGGACAGAACAUGUUUGGUCGCUUCUCAGACAGCCAUAAUAGUCACAGUGACAUCAGUGCAAAGAUCCGUAAAUGUCAGUUAAAUGCUGAAGACAGUCGUAACCUGCUGAUUUGUUUCACCUGGGUGUUGAAGAAUGUGGACAAGUCUGUUCUGCGGACGUGGUGGACAGACAUGCCCAUCAACCGCCUCAACUGUAUCCUGGAGAUCAUCUAUUAUGCCGUCUCCAACUUUGAGUACAGGGCCAAGUGGACUAAACCAAACUUGGCACUAAUGUCGAGAAUGACUGAGUCCCAGGAGACUUUAGAAGACUGGAAAGAAAGUCCGACUAGCACUUUGUCACGUCUUAAAAGUGCAAGCCUUCCAAAGUCUCUCUCUAAGAGUGACCUCUGGGAGGGAUUCCAAAGGAAAUCUCAGGACUUUCUAAAGGGAAGUGGAAUGCUCAGUCGAACCAACAGUAAAGAUGAAUCAUCCAAUCAGCAGGGUAAGAAGAGCAUGGCCCAGUUUUCCCAACAGACUAUGAAGAAGAGUGUGGACAUGAAGACUCGUCUGGAGGAGGCAAUGUUGGGCGGGGCCAACGCCCGCGCUGAAAUGAUGCGCCGCAGACAGAGUGCAAACAUGAGCUCAGUUACCAGUCUGUCUGGUGACCGUACGCCUCCCAGUAUGAGCCCCAUGAAUACAAUGGACAGUAGCAGUAAGCUGAGGUGGCGCAAGGAACAGUGCCAGUGGAGGCAUUCACAUGAUCCGUUUGAAAACCCUAAGCCACGAGAUGUGGAGGCUGAUGCCCACAUUGAGGGGAACCUGGCAGCUGAGGUCAGCAUGGUCGCCCUUGACACACUUGAGCUUAUCAUACAGAUCGCCCAGAGUUCUGAGGCGAUGCAGCCCCUGUUGAGCAGUGCUUUGAGGGUCCUACUGCACUGUCUCCGCCUCAACCAGAGCUGUUUUGUCCUCCAACACAUGUUCAGCUCACAGAGGUCACUCGUCACAAAGUUUCUGGACCUGUUGUUUGAGGAGGAGACAGAGCAGUGUGCUGACCUGUGUCUACGCCUUCUGCGUCACUGCAGUUCCUGUAUUGGCAACACCCGUGCGCAGGCCUCCGCCUCGCUUUACAUGCUUAUGAGGCAAAACUUUGAACUUGGAAAUAACUUUUCUCGAGUAAAGAUGCAGGUGACAAUGUCUCUGAGCUCACUGGUUGGCCAGAAUCAGAACUUCAAUGAAGAAUACCUGCGCAAGUCUCUCAAGACAAUCCUCACCUAUGCUGAGGCUGACACAGAGCUGCAGGAAACUACCUUCCCUGAACAGGUGAAGGACCUUGUGUUCAACCUGCACAUGAUCCUGUCUGACACAGUCAAGAUGAAGGAGUUCCAGGAGGAUCCGGAGAUGCUGCUUGACCUCAUGUACCGUAUCGCCAAGGGUUACCAGACCUCCCCGGACCUCCGACUGACAUGGCUCCAGAACAUGGCCUCCAAACACAGCGAGAGAGGUAACCAUGCGGAGGCUGCCCAUUGCCUGAUCCAUGCGGCGGGGCUUAUUGCAGAGUACCUCAACAUGCUGGAGGACAAAACAUACCUGCCAGUGGGUUGUGUCGAGUUCCAGAAAAUCACUCCAAAUGUGCUUGAGGAGAGUGCAGUGUCGGAUGACAUCGUGUCACCAGAUGAGGAGGGUAUAUGUACAGGGAUGUACUUCACGGAGAACGGGCUGGUCGGACUGCUAGAACAGGCUGCUAGCUGCUUUACCAUGGCCCAGAUGUACGAGGCCCUGAGCCACCUGUACCGGGUAUUGAUUCCGAUCCACGAGCAUAAUCGGGACUUCAAGAAGCUCUCACAGCUCCAUGGCAAACUGCAGGAGGCAUUCGGCCAGGUCAUAAAACAGGCGGGCAAGCGAAUGUUUGGGACAUAUUUCCGUGUGGGUUUCUACGGGCACAAGUUUGGGGACCUGGAUGGGGAAGAGUUUGUGUACAAAGAGCCUUCCAUCACCAAGCUGCCCGAGAUCUCACACAGACUCGAGAGUUUCUAUAGUGACCGGUUUGGUCCGGAAAACAUUGGGAUGAUCAAGGACUCGAACACUGUGGAGAGGGAAAAACUAGACCCUGCCAAGGCAUACAUCCAGAUCACUUAUGUGGAGCCGUACUUUGACUCCUAUGAGCUGAGGGACAGGUUCACAUACUUCGAGAAAAAUGUCAACAUCAAGCGGUUCAUGUACGCGACCCCAUUCACACUGGACGGGCGGGCCCACGGUGAGCUGCAUGAGCAAUACAAGCGGAAAACCAUCCUCACCACCAUACACUUCUUCCCUUAUGUGAAGACACGCCUCUCAGUCAUUAACAGAGAACAGGUGAUCUUGUCUCCUAUCGAAGUUGCAAUAGAGGACAUCAUGAAGAAGACUCGUGAGCUUGACUUGGCCCUGCGCCAGGAACCGCUGGACACCAAGAUGCUUCAGAUGGUCAUGCAGGGAUGUCUUGGCACCACCGUCAACCAGGGUCCAGUGGAGGUGGCUAAUGUGUUCCUGAAGGAUGUGGCUGCGGGUAAACAGCUCGGCAUGAAACACCACAACAAGCUCAGACUCUGCUUCAAAGACUUUCUCAAGAAGUGUUACGAUGCAUUACACCGGAACAAGACUCUGAUCUCGACGGACCAGAAGGAGUACCAGCGAGAACUGGAGCGUAACUACCACUCGAUCAAGGCCAAACUCAGCCCCAUGAUCUCUUCAGAGUCUGCUGCUACACUCAAACGCAACAAACACCAUAAACGUGAUGGAAGGGAAUCGAGAAAACAUCAUUCAUCAAAAUGUUGACAUCUACAGUUACAUCUCAAUACUUGUCAACUUGAAGUGUGAACAUAUGUAUGGCCUCCACAAUGAGGAGGCUCAUGACAGUUUAAACAGAUGAAGAUUUUGGAGUGAUUACACAAUGUAUUUAUCUAGUCUUGAAAUCCAGUCACAAAAGCAUGUCUCAGAUCAAACCAUGAACUUAUUGCUUUGAUUAUAUCAGGGCAUUAUAUGAUAGUGGUUGUUGACAUACAGUAUUUUAAGCUGCACUCUUGUCUUACAUGUUUGAAUAUUUUAUGACAGUUUUGAACUCAAAUGUUACCAUGUAAUGGAAGGUAGAGGUUAGAAUCUCCAUAUUUACUAGUUCAUUAAUUUUAGUACUUAAAUGUAUUAAUAUAGACCUAUUCGUUCGUACAGUGUAUAUAUCUCUGUCACAGUAUAUGCUAACUUUUUGUAUGGUGAUGUACUUUGUGCCUCUGCUGAUAAGUCUAUCCAUAGUCUGUGCCAUUAACCAAAUAUAUGUUUUGAGAAAACUAAUGUUUAUUGUAACAAUAGAUGCUGGUGUAUGAGAUGUCUGGUGUCAUAUAUAGUUGACUGGUUUGUCCAUGUUUACCUUGUUUAAGAAUCUACCGUUUGUUUAUGAUAUUGGUAUAAUAUGCAUUGAUGUCUUAUUUGUACUUUUAUAUCUGAUAUUAGGUUUUCCUUUUCAUAGAUGUGUUUUUAAUGUCCAGUGUAAAUCGCUGGAGUUGAUCUUGUGCAAUAUUCUAGUCAUUUCUGUCAUUUAUUCAUCAUUAUUAAUUGUUUAUGCACUUUUACUUUUUCUCUAAAAGAACAUGCACAACAGUGUAAUAGAUAUUGUUACUAUAGCAAUAGUUAUUAAAAGCCCUACACCUGUGGGUAGAAAUAUAA